Populus nigra (black poplar) is the source of this 1165-nucleotide messenger RNA. RefSeq lists its product as uncharacterized. NCBI's taxonomy places the organism in Eukaryota, Viridiplantae, Streptophyta, Magnoliopsida, Malpighiales, Salicaceae. Bases 452 to 898 code for a protein of 148 amino acids. The transcript is spliced from 2 exons. The record is from RefSeq and is a predicted model, not a curated record.
GAUGAGUUAUUCAAUGGCAAAAAACAGGAUGGAUGGUAAUUAACAGUCAGCACAGACAAAUAAAGAAGAACAAAUCCCCCAUGAUUUCUUUCUUCACGAACGAACCAGCCUGCCUGGCUGGAUCCAUCCGUCCGUCCACCACUUGGGCCCUUUUUGGUCAACCGAGUGCUGGAGGGAUAAGGUUUUUCACCGUUAUUUGAUUGUUAAUACAAGUAGUAGAUGGAAAAGUAAAGAAAAGUCGGAGCCUGUCUCUCCCAUUUGUUCUUCAAUACGGACAAACCAUAUAAGAAGCAGGCCAUUGUAGAGGUUGUACUAGUACUAGCCCCUUUAAAUAAACCUUUACGUUCUUUCUUUUGCUUUUGCGUUGUCCGUCUUGUCAUAACAAUAUCAAACACACCCAACACCAGCUGAAACAUCUUCUCUCGGCUUGAAAGAAUUUGCUUAUAAAGAAAUGCAAAAUCCAAGGAUGGCGCCUUCAUCUGAAAUUCAAAAUGCCAAGCCUCGUAAAAAGAAAGCUGGAGCCUCGAGAGCUUCCACGAUUCAGUUGCAAGGGAAUGAUGUCAGAGAAGUCAAACAAGUGCGGGUACCUCUGUCUUUAAGACCAGGGCAGAAAGCCUUCAAAAAGAGCUCGAAGAAAGAAGGCUCUCCAUUGUUCCAACAACCAGAGAGGUCGAACUCUGAUUCACUGCCAGAUUCCUCUGCCCCAGUAGAUGAAUACCGGCAUCUAAGACACAGGUAUUUGUUGUUGGAGGAAGAUAGCUUUUCUGUGGGAGGAGCUUUGAGCAAGGUUGAGGACGAGGUCAAGACCCUUGAAGAUGAGAAAUUCGCGUUGCUAGACCAGCUUGUUGUUUUAGAAGGUUUGAUUGAUCCUUCAAAAGUGCAGCCCAACGGGUUCUAGUUACCUUCUACAUGCUUUACCCGUUUGUUUUAAUGAUAUCACUGAUAGGCGCACUUGUACAUUAUCGUCAGUGCAUGGUUUCAGAGUUAAUUGCCAGAGUAUGUUAUUCUAUCUGAUUAAUUUGCCAAUGGCUGAUGCUGAAAGACUACCAUAUAAUUAGAACUGAAUGUAGAAACAAGAAUGAAAUAGAUGCUAUCCUAUACUGCUGUGAUUUCUGAAGUCUUUUAUGACUAAUAAAGUCAAUACUUGGAUUUGAUCUGUUUUUAA